AGAAAAAGCAAAACUAAGAUCUCAUUGUGAUGUAGGUGCUGGCCAAUCACUUAAUCAGCGACCGUCCUAAGUGCUAGGAUCCUGGGUAAAGCUGAUAUGCCUGUAUCAAUUCUACAACCUGUCGCACACCCCAAAAGAGGGCUCGCUGACGAUUGGUUAAGGACAAAGGAAAGUUUCUGUCAAAGUUCAAGAAGAGAGGGACUGCGUGAGGAGCAGUUUCAGAUCAUAUUUAACCCCACACCGUGGAGGGAACCGAGCCUCCGCGUGCUCUUCGGUCGCCGCUGUGCAAAGGAAAUGCCAGAGGGAAGUUUGUCUACAGGACAUCUGCCUCUCAGUUCCCGAGAAGCGCGAGGUCCGCAGCGACAUCAGUCGAAGGCUCGGCCUCUGCCCAUCUCACUCCACCCUAGGGCCGGCCUACGCCGGCGAGCCGCGGAGGACGACCCAACCCGGAGGGCGAGCGCGCCCGCUCCCGGGCUGGCCUCACACUGGGCCCCGUCUCUACUACCGGCAAUCGCAAGUUACCCUGGGAACCCAGCUUUGGCGGCCUCACCGCGGUGGCCGAGUGGGCCGCGAGGCGCCCGCCUCCGCUUCCCCACGCGCCGGCGCCAUGGAGACGGUCACGAGUCGCCGGCGGCUCCUGCGCCCACCAAUGGAAGCGCACGUCGCAGAGAGACGCGGACGUCGCUCUUCCAAGAUGGCGGCGCGUCCGUCGCGAGCAGCCGGGCCGGGGGGAAGCCAGCGAAGCCGAGUAAAGCCGCCGCCCGGGAGACGACUGAAGGAGCUGUUUCGGCCGUUGGCGGCGGCUCCGGCAGUUUUCGCUGCUGCUACGGCUGUUGCCAUGCGGCGAGGCUAGGGAGGAGCUCACUUCCCCGGGGUGUAAUAAUGUUAACAGAGACCAGUCUAUCCAUAUGGGGAUGGGGAAGCCUUGGCAUUGUCCUUUCUCUAAUAACCUUUGGACCCUUUGUAAUAUUUUAUUUGGCAUUUUAUAUCCUCUGCUUUGUGGGUGGGGGUUUCGUGGUUACUCUCCUGUUUGGAAAAACAAACUCAGAGAAGUACCUAGAACAGUGUGAACACUCAUUUCUUCCUCCAACAUCCACUGGGAUUCCUAAGUGCUUAGAAGAAAUGAAACGAGAAGCCAGGACUAUAAAGAUUGAUAGAAGAUUGACAGGUGCCAAUAUAAUUGAUGAACCUCUCCAGCAAGUUAUCCAGUUUUCCUUGAGGGAUUAUGUCCAGUACUGGUAUUAUACACUAAGUGAUGAUGAAUCUUUUCUUCUUGAAAUUAGGCAGACUCUUCAAAAUGCACUCAUUCAGUUUGCUACUAGUUGGUGGACAUGUGGAUUCAUCAGCUGGUGGAUAUGUGGAUUGUUUCCACCUUUUGGAUAUUAUGAAGAAUGGUCAAAAGAAAUAGACUGGCAACCUUAUUUUACUACACGCAUUGUAGAUGAUUUUGGCACACACCUACGAGUAUUCAGAAAGGCUCAACAGAAGAUAACAGAGAAAGAUGAUCAAGCAAAAGGUACAGCAGAAGAUCUUGUGGAUACCUUCUUUGAAGUUGAAGUUGAAAUGGAGAAGGAUGUUUGCCGUGAUCUAGUGUGCACUUCUCCCAAAGAUGAAGAAGGAUUCCUAAGGGAUCUGUGUGAGGUCUUACUAUAUUUAUUGCUACCUCCUGGAGAUUUCCAGAACAAGAUCAUGCGAUACUUUGUCAGGGAAAUCCUUGCACGAGGAGUUCUUCUUCCAUUAAUAAAUCAACUCAGUGAUCCUGAUUAUAUUAAUCAAUAUAUCAUAUGGAUGAUCCGUGAUUCUAAUUGCAACUAUGAGGCCUUUAUGAACAUUAUUAAAUUGAGUGACAAUAUUGGAGAGCUAGAAGCAGUCAGAGAUAAGGCAGUAGAAGAAUUACAGUAUCUUCGAUCUCUAGAUACGGUUGGUGAUGAUAUCAACACUAUCAAAAAUCAAAUAAAUAGCUUAUUAUUUGUAAAAAAAGUAUGUGACUCAAGAAUACAGCGGUUACAGUCAGGCAAAGAAAUAAAUACUGUGAAACUGGCAGCAAACUUUGGGAAACUUUGCACAGUCCCCUUGGACAGCAUUCUUGUAGACAAUGUUGCACUACAGUUUUUUAUGGAUUACAUGCAGCAAACUGGAGGUCAAGCACACCUCUUCUUCUGGAUGACAGUGGAAGGAUACCGAGUUACAGCCCAACAGCAACUAGAAGUUUUAUUAAGUCGUCAGAAGGAUGGAAAACAUCAAACUAACCAAACCAAAGGUCUUCUAAGAGCAGCUGCUGUUGGAAUAUAUGAACAGUAUUUAUCAGAAAAGGCAUCUCCAAGAGUUACUGUUGAUGAUUAUUUGGUAGCAAAAUUAGCAGAUACUUUGAAUCAUGAAGAUCCAACCCCUGAAAUCUUUGAUGACAUUCAAAGGAAGGUUUAUGAAUUGAUGCUACGAGAUGAAAGAUUUUAUCCUUCCUUCAGACAGAAUGCACUUUAUGUGCGCAUGUUAGCCGAGCUGGAUAUGUUAAAAGAUCCUAGUUUCAGAGGAUCAGAUGAUGGUGAUGGAGAAUCUUUUAAUGGGUCUCCUACAGGAAGCAUAAAUUUGUCGUUAGAUGACCUUUCAAAUGUAUCUUCUGAUGACUCAGUACAACUUCAUGCUUACAUUUCAGACACUGUAUAUGCUGACUAUGACCCAUAUGCUGUGGCAGGCGUUUGUAAUGAUCAUGGCAAGACAUACGCGUUAUAUGCUAUCACUGUUCACCGGCGUGGUCUUAACAGCGAGGAGAUGUGGAAAACCUAUCGCCGUUACAGCGACUUUCAUGACUUCCACAUGAGGAUCACUGAACAGUUUGAAAAUCUGUCAAGCAUAUUGAAGCUUCCUGGUAAAAAGACGUUUAAUAAUAUGGAUAGAGAUUUUUUAGAAAAGAGAAAAAAGGAUCUAAAUGCAUAUUUGCAGUUACUACUAACUCCUGAAAUGAUGAAAGCAUCCCCAGCUUUGGCUCACUAUGUGUAUGAUUUCCUUGAGAACAAAGCCUACAGUAAAGGGAAAGGGGAUUUUGCUCGCAAGAUGGACACUUUUGUAAAUCCACUUCGAAAUUCUAUGAGGAAUGUUUCAAAUGCAGUUAAAUCCCUCCCUGAUAGCUUGGCAGAGGGAAUGACUAAAAUGUCAGACAACAUGGGCAAAAUGUCAGAAAGAUUAGGCCAAGACAUAAAGCAAUCAUUUUUCAAGGUGCCUCCUUUAAUUCCGAAGACUGAUUCAGAUCCUGAACAUUGUCGGGUCUCAGCUCAACUUGAUGAUACUGUGGAUGACAAUAUUCCACUUAGAGUAAUGCUGCUUCUUAUGGAUGAAGUGUUUGACUUAAAAGAGAGGAAUCAGUGGUUGCGAAGGAAUAUCAAAAACCUACUUCAGCAGCUUAUUAGAGCCACUUAUGGUGAUACUAUUAACAGAAAAAUAGUUGACCAUGUUGAUUGGAUGACCUCACCUGAGCAAGUAGCGGACUUAGUGAAACGUUUCAGAGAUGCCUUUUGGCCAAAUGGCAUUUUAGCAGAGACUGUUCCAUGCAGAGAUAAAGCUAUUCGAAUGAGAACAAGAGUUGCAGGAAAAACUAAAUUACUUUCAAUUAUGCCAGAUGAGCUGAAGCACAUUAUUGGGGCUGAGACAACACGGAAAGGUAUUCUUCGUGUUUUUGAAAUGUUUCAGCACAACCAGUUAAAUAGGAGAAUGGUUUAUGUCUUCCUGGAAGGCUUUUUGGAAACCUUAUUUCCACAGUAUAAAUUUCGUGAACUUUUCAACAAACUGCAUUCACGGUCAAAGCAGAUACAGAAAUAUAAACAGAAACUUCAGACUACUCAAGCGCCUUCUUUACAGAAAAGGUGACACUCCAAUCUAUGAAGCUGGUGUUCAUUUUGUCCAAGACUAAUAAUAUGGACAGAUCUUCUGGGGCUUAACUCAUAUACUGUUGUGUCGCACCAGUCUUUCAGUGUCUCAAAAUAGAUUAUUAAUACAUCCAUAGGACUGUGGUUCUUCUCAUCCUCGUCUGUAAUCCAGCCACUACCAAGAGAGAUUUCUGUGUCUUAAAUGAUUUGGUGCAUAUUUUUGCAGCAUUGAGAGGAUACUGCCCCCUUCUCAAGCAAGAAUGACGUUGGUCUCUUCCAUUUCAGCCUAAUCAGCAUUCUCCAGCAAUGACAAAGUGCCAGAAUGUAUAUACGAAAGCUAAGGAAAGCACAAAACAAUGGUUCACAGAUAAACUGGCUAAUUUGUUUAACACUGGGAAACUGAGCAGUGUAUGACUUGGAGGGAUUUGUUUUUUGCGUAAUAAUUUUAUAGGUCUUUAUCAGAAUUUUGAUAUAAUGUGGAUUAGCCAGGCGAAUGAUCCUUGCAACAUCUGCUUCAGGUCUGGGGAAAGUGACAGGAUGCCCUUAAAGUAUGAAGUAACCUUAUAUCCUAAUCACAGUUUUGUGACAUAAAAUAAAACCAAUCAAAACCAGAAUUUGAUUGGAUUUGUUAUUCAUUGGUAUAAAACAAAUUUUAAUUGAUUCUUAUGUGCUUUGGGGCUCUAUUUUGCUCUUAUGGUACUCAACCAUAAAUUUUCUUCUGGUAUUCUGUGUGCAAAAAGAAGCAUAUAGUGGCAUUCUCACUUAAGUUUCAAAAUUAUUACAGGUUUCUUUAUCUUUAAGAGAUUAUGGAUUAUACAAUAGGGAGUAUAAUCUCUUGAAAGAACUGCCAAAUACAUUGUUGUUUUAAAAAAUAUGGAAAUUAAAAAAAACACACUCUUGAAAGUUACAAUAUGAUAAUUUUAAAUUGUGUGAUCUAGACAUACCUUAGGCGAUUGCAAAAGUAGCAAAUCAAAGGAUUAAAUGAGCUUAGUAGUCAUAUGUAAACAUACAAAUUCUUAAUUCUAUUACUGUGUAUAUAUGAAAAUAAAUAAUGAAAACAGAACUAUAAUAUUUUUUAAAAUAUGCUUUUAUUUAUAUUUUGCAUAAUGUAAAAUUCUACUAAAUAAAGCGAGUUGGCAAAACCCCUGGGUGUAUACAUUUAAAUCCCUAAAAUAAUUUUAUACCAACAACAACAAAUUACCUUUUCCAGUUUUGGAGCCUCUGCAUUUCUUAUAGUUUCUCGUUCUCCAUUUGUCCAUCUUGGAAGUCUUCAUAUCCCUUGUAUGCAGGAUUUCUGCAUAGUUUUAAAUACUUACACUGACUAAGGGUUUGGGUAUGUCAGCAUUUUUUGUUUUAAAAAUACUUAACACUACAACCUUAAAAUAGUGAAGCUACUCAUCAGACCACUGAGCCAAGAUCCUGGUAUUAAAAGAACGUCUGGGUGCUUAAGAUAAAGGGACAGAGUAUCAGUAUCCCAGUUAUUUGGGAGCUUUAAGAUUGGAACAAGAUGUUACUGUCUUGUUUUCACUGAGGUCCUACUUACAGAGUGAAGCCUAAUAACAGAAUAAAGCCUUCCUUUAAAGCUUUAUAAUAAUAAUCAUAUUUAUUAAUGAUGCUGUUGUGCAUACUUACAGUAUGCAUAUAUUCAGUAUGUGUUGCAUGUCUAAAGAAUUACAUAAAUGAAAUCCCUUUCAUUGCAACUUGGAAAUGAGAAAAGAUCCUUAUUGACUCUGAUGGAAGAAAUAGUAUUUUUUCUUCUCAUUGUGUCUCCCUGCUGAGGUCCCUCCGAUGCCCCAGGCUUUCAAAGUGAGGAUUUGUGAAACACGUCUGUGGGAAGCAUCGGCAUGGCCACAAGUGCAAUGAUUUUCAAAUAUACCCUUGCCCAUUUCAAGUAUAUUUUUGACAUAAAUAAGUCUAAGAGUAAACAAGAAUUCAUGUAAGAGCCUAGUGUGUACCUGUGAAAAGCAUUUCCAGAUAAUGUGAGGAAUGUUGGCCAUCAACCAGGGAAAGAAAGGUCGUGCAAAAUGGCAACUUUUCAUAACAGAGCCCUGCAAGGUAACUGCAGUCAUACCAAAAACUAUAUGAGUAAGUGGGUUUUUAAAACAAUUUUUGUUGAAAGAGUUUAUAUUUCAGAAGCAGAAAUGUCAAAUGGUAGAAUCUAUGUAAAUGGCUGUGCGUCUUCUCCACGCACAUCUGUGUUUUUACAUCAGAGAGAGCUGUGGUCAUGCUAAAAUUAGAGAUACGUUUUAAUGACUUGGUCAAGCUGUAUGUAAAAUAUUUAAUCCAUGUCAAGUACAGUGUACUACAUUUAAUAAAGUUAUUACAUUUAAUGCAUUUAUUGCAUAUAUAAAUAUAUACCUAAAGAGGCUUUAAGUCUUCGGAUAUUUGAUUUUUGAAUGUGUUUUUAAGUCAGUGGUGCCUUUAGGCAAGAACCUUCAAAAUUAAUCAUAUUUUGUUUGGGUUUUCUGAUUUUUCAGGUAACAUAUAAACUAUUUAGAAACCGUCACUACUAACUUCUAGUUUAUUCACCUAAAUAUUGAUUGUAUGAUUUAAAUAUAGUGCUUAGCUGGGCAUUUCCUACGAUUAGGGUGUUCUGAAUAGUUGCUGAAAAAUUGUGCCAUUGACCAAUGGAUGCACUUGGUUAGCCUUAAUAUUUUUGUUAAAAAAAAAAGUUAAAAACUUUCUUGUAUAUUUCAGUUCGCUCAUUUUAAGUUUGUGCUGCUGGUGUUUGGGGGAAAAUCAGUUAAGUGCUACCAGAAAGUGUAUCAAUUUUUUAAAAAUUAAGAACAAUAUAAAUUUCACAAUUUAAAAUUUUAAUUUUGUGCAAUAUUUUCAUUUAAUGCAUGUGUAUUUGAGUAAUUGUAAAAUAAAUGAAUUUUUAAUGUUUGGAGAUCUAGUUUAAACUGUUUCUUAACCCAACAACUUACAUUCCGUUGUUGCUGCAUCCUUUUAUUUAAGGACUUGUUUUAAAAGUCUUUUUUGUCACUCCUUGUAAAAUUAUUUUGUUAUUAGUAAAUUUUGCUUAUAGGAGCAUGGCUCCUGUACUACAAGGGAAGAAUAUAAAGAGCACAUCUUAGUAUUAUAGUUGUUAAAAGAUAACUUGUGCAUAUCAUUGUACAGUAAAUGUCAACUGUGUGCCUAACCUAUCAAUACUUUCCUUCUUUAACAAAGAAGAAACAACAAUCAGAAUGUCAGUUAUUUUUAUUGAACUAAAAGGAAGAUUAAAGUUUUUAUUUGGUUUGCGUUAUGUUCUGUCCAUUAGAAAAUACUAAUAAAGUAUUAACAAACCUUUUUGUUGAAUUUA
Molecule: messenger RNA, 7164 nt
Organism: Neofelis nebulosa (Clouded leopard)
Lineage: Eukaryota; Metazoa; Chordata; Mammalia; Carnivora; Felidae
Gene: SNX13
Product: sorting nexin 13
Exons: 27
Coding region: 97-3861 (1254 amino acids)
Biological process (GO): positive regulation of GTPase activity
Cellular component (GO): early endosome
Molecular function (GO): phosphatidylinositol binding
Source: RefSeq, a predicted model, not a curated record